Messenger RNA from Telopea speciosissima, 534 nucleotides. Its product is annotated as anthocyanidin 3-O-glucosyltransferase UFGT-like. The transcript has a single exon. The record is from RefSeq and is a predicted model, not a curated record. NCBI's taxonomy places the organism in Eukaryota, Viridiplantae, Streptophyta, Magnoliopsida, Proteales, Proteaceae. The coding region runs from base 1 to 534 and encodes 177 amino acids.
AUGGAUGAAACAUUUCACGCUGGCAACUCAAACAAUGCUCCCCACAUUGCUAGCCUCUCAUUCCCAUUCGCAAGCCACCCUAUGCCUCUCUUCAUGCUCGCCUGUCGCUUACUCAUUGCCGCUCCAGACGUGAUGUUCUCAUUCUUCGGCACUGCAACAUCCAAUGGCCAGAUCUUCAAGAACAUUAACAAAUGCCUUGAGAAUCUAAAAGCUUAUGAUGUAGAUGAUGGGAUACCAAAAAACAAUGUAUUCACGAGCACAAUACAGGAGCAAAUGGAGCUUUUCAUGGCAGUGACGCCAUGGAACUUUAAGAAGGGUAUCGAGGUCGCAAUGUUGGAGAGAAGGAGGAAGAUAACAUGUCUGAUGAGUGAUGCUUUCUAUUGGUUUUGUGGGGACAUUGCAGUUGAGAUUGGGAUUCCUUGGAUAGCGGCUUCCUUAGCGGGUGAUUGUUCUCUCACAACUCAUGUCUACACUAACCUGAUCCACUCAACCAUAGGAGUUGGUCCAAAUGGUAAUUAUAAUCAACUUGACUAA